AUGGAUUAUUUGACCUUCUUCAGCAAUACCUGGGUCCACGAGUACGUCGAUUUUGAAAGACCAUAUCCUUCACGAUGGGCGAUCGUUAAACUCAUAUUCGAACAUCCCCACCAGCAAAUCGGGCGAUACGAGAAUGAAGUACUCGAGCCUUCAACCCCGUCCUACUCGCAAGCCACCUUCCUCUGUCGCAGCGUGCGGGAGCCAUCCCGCGAGGCCUUCCUCAGAGUGUACAUGCAAGUCCCACACUUAGGCACCGAAGAUGCAUCUCAUGCUAUCCGAUCGGCACAGGCAGGUAGUCGCACCCAUGAUGACAUCGAAGCUCUAGUUCUGUUCAGGGACAGGUGUGCAAAGCAUCUCCCUAGGUGUUUGGGCGUCAAGACAGUAAAACAAGAUAAUACCGGGCUGGUUCCGGGUGGAUACAUGUCUUAUCUCCUGUGGGAGAAAUUACCUGGUGUCUGCCUCGAUGAGGAAAGAGUUUGGUCUUUGGAUAGGACUGAGCGAAAUGCCGUGAGAGAAUCGUUUAAAGCUGCGUACAAGUAA
Aspergillus melleus is the source of this 540-nucleotide messenger RNA. RefSeq lists its product as uncharacterized. The transcript has a single exon. The record is from RefSeq and is a predicted model, not a curated record. Bases 1 to 540 code for a protein of 179 amino acids. Lineage: Eukaryota; Fungi; Ascomycota; Eurotiomycetes; Eurotiales; Aspergillaceae.